AUGGUUUCUUCCAAGAACACACCCCGCAUCAUCAUUCAUGGCGGUGCUGGAAACAUAACCCGCGAUAACCUGGAUAAAGAUGCUUAUCAAGCCUACCGCUCUGCCCUCCUCGCAACUUUGCAGUCUUCAUAUGCUCUAUUAUUAGAACCCGGUGCCACAGCUUUGGAUGUCGUAACUCAUGCUGUUUCUAUGCUGGAAGACAAUCCCCUGUUCAAUGCAGGACAUGGCGCUGUCUACACUACUGCGGGAACACAUGAACUGGAGGCUUCUGUUAUGGUGAGCAAAGGCUACCACAAGCGCGGCGUUGGAGUCAUGGAAGUUUCAGGAGCGAAAAAUCCUAUCAAACUUGCACGUGAGCUAUUGGUCAGGGGAGAGGAGGUAGAUGGAGGUGGUGCUGGAGCCCAUGUACAACUGGUUGGUGAAACUGCAAAUAAGCUUGCAGAAGCAUGGGGCUUGGAGACUGUGAGUCCUGGGUACUACUGGACCAAGCGACGAUGGGAUGAACAUCGUAGAGGGUUGGGUAAAUCUACGGAUCGUGAGACAUAUCGAAAGCAUAAGAGACGUGCAGACAGAUGCUCUUCGUAUGUCGCAGAGUGUGCGGCGGAUGCUAGAGAUUUGAAUGUCCAUGACCCUUCUUGGAAUGGUCAAGACUAUCUUCCUCAGGGCACCGUAGGUGCAGUGGUUCUCGACAGCGAUGGCAUGCUUUGCGUAGCUACCUCAACUGGUGGUCUUACAAACAAGCUUCCGGGCAGAAUAGGAGAUACCCCCACGCUAGGAGCAGGUUUCUGGGCUGAACAGUGGAUCGAAGAGAACCCGUUUGACCGUCCACAUGGCAUGGUAUACCAGCAACCUACCUUGUCGCCAGCGGCGAGACUAGUCAACGGUGACUUUAGCAGUGUCCUCCAAGACUGCUUGCCGAGUUUCUCAUCCUACCUGCCUGUUUCUCCUCGAUUAGACAACAACGACGAACAGCCUAUCAAGCCCCUCUCGGCGCGCCAUGGAGUUGCUCUUUCUGGAACAGGCAACGGUGAUUCCUUCCUCAAAACAUCUGCAGCUCGUACAGCUUCUGCUAUGACCCGCUUUUCCUUUCCGCCUCUUCCACUAGCGGUCUCAGUGAAGCGUGUGGCUGGUACAGACGGUAUGCUUCAGCAAAGCGCCGAAGAGCGCUGGAAGAAGACUGGAGAAGGCGAAGGUGGUAUAAUCGGUAUCGAAUAUCGCUUCGGAAGGGGUACAGUCGUGGCCGAUUUUAACUGUGGAGGCAUGUUCCGCGCUUGGGUUGAUGAUGCUGGCAAGCAGCGCAUGAUGGUUUUCAAGGAAGAGUUCUAA
Aureobasidium melanogenum CBS 110374 is the source of this 1326-nucleotide messenger RNA. Its product is annotated as N-terminal nucleophile aminohydrolase. Bases 1 to 1326 code for a protein of 441 amino acids. The record is from RefSeq and is a predicted model, not a curated record. Gene Ontology annotation, molecular function: hydrolase activity. Lineage: Eukaryota; Fungi; Ascomycota; Dothideomycetes; Dothideales; Saccotheciaceae. The transcript has 3 exons.